CAUAAUGCCUCCCUGCAGGAGAAAAGGGGUCACCAUCAGAAAAGCUAAGUUUGCUAUACAAUAAGGAUCAGGAGCUCUGACCCUGGUUGCAGAACCAUUUCUGUUUGCAGAAUACAGGCUUGUAUUCCCACCUCAUCCUUCAGACCAUAGGAGAUCUGUAAGAUUCCAUCUGGGAAUCUCCUAGGAGUCCUUGGAAGGGAAAGAAAGAAGAUUGUUGGUUGGAAUAAAAAGCAGGGUUGAACGAGUUCCAGAAAGCAGGCUUCUCAAACUUGUGGACAACAAUCUGCUGAAGAAGACAACUUUAAGAAGCCAGCUCGAGGCAACAUGCAUAGAAGUAAGAUGAGGGGAGCUGCCUCAGGAAAGAAGUCAGCUGGUUCACAGCCAAAGAAUCUUGAACCAACCCUCCCAGGAAGGUGGGAGGGGGGUCACUCCGCUGAGAACCCCCCUUCUGGCUCUGUGAGGAAGACAAGGAAGAACAAGCAGAAGACUCCGGGCAAUGGAGCCGGUGGCAGUACCAGCGAAGUGGCCCAGCCCCCUCACAAGAAAAGGGCUGACCCCACUGUGGAGAGCAAGGAAGCGUUUAAGAAUAGAAUGGAGGUGAAAGUGAAGAUUCCUGAAGAAUUGAAACCAUGGCUGGUAGAGGACUGGGACUUGGUUACUAGGCAGAAGCAGUUGUUCCAGCUCCCUGCUAAAAAGAAUGUAGAUGCCAUUCUUGAGGAGUAUGCCAAUUGCAAGAAGUCGCGGGGAAAUGUUGAUAAUAAGGAGUAUGCAGUUAAUGAAGUUGUGGGAGGGAUAAAGGAGUAUUUCAAUGUGAUUCUGGGCACUCAGCUGCUCUACAAGUUUGAAAGGCCCCAAUAUGCUGAAGUUCUUUUGGCUCACCCUGAUGCGCCAAUGUCGCAGAUCUACGGGGCUCCACACCUACUGAGAUUAUUUGUGAGAAUUGGGGCAAUGUUGGACUUUGAUGAGAAAAGCCUUGCAUUAUUGUUGGGCUAUUUGCAUGAUUUCCUUAAGUAUCUGGCACAGAAUCCUGCCUCUCUGUUUACUGCCAGUGAUUACAAAGUGGCUUCUGCCGAGUACCAUCGCAAAGCCCUGUGAAGGUCUACUGACCACUCACUAUUGUCUGGUAUCUGUAAACACUUCUGUUUAGUCCUUUCAUUGUAUAAUUGACGUUCUUUAAAACUGUCAAU
Peromyscus leucopus (white-footed mouse) is the source of this 1187-nucleotide messenger RNA. Its product is annotated as mortality factor 4-like protein 2. Gene Ontology annotation, biological process: chromatin organization; regulation of DNA-templated transcription. The transcript has a single exon. Bases 325 to 1095 code for a protein of 256 amino acids. NCBI's taxonomy places the organism in Eukaryota, Metazoa, Chordata, Mammalia, Rodentia, Cricetidae. The record is from RefSeq and is a predicted model, not a curated record. Gene Ontology annotation, cellular component: NuA4 histone acetyltransferase complex; nucleus.